This is a messenger RNA of Babesia ovata, 1026 nucleotides long. RefSeq names its product histone binding protein, putative. Lineage: Eukaryota; Apicomplexa; Aconoidasida; Piroplasmida; Babesiidae. The coding region runs from base 1 to 1026 and encodes 341 amino acids. Gene Ontology annotation, cellular component: nucleoplasm. The record is from RefSeq and is a predicted model, not a curated record. Gene Ontology annotation, biological process: DNA replication-dependent chromatin assembly; CENP-A containing chromatin assembly. The transcript is spliced from 4 exons. Gene Ontology annotation, molecular function: histone binding.
AUGGAGAACGCUGCUGAUCUACCGCAACCGCAAGAAGGCGCAUCAGCGCCUUCGCCUGAUUCGGUCCCAUCGACGGCCCCCCCUGCGUACGACACGAUGUCGGCUGACGAGCUGUACGAGUUGGGCAAGCGUAACUUCAAAGAGCUGCGGGACUACGCUGAAGCCGCUGAAUGCUUUUCGCGCUGUUUGGAGUUGAGGAGUUCGGGGAACCCAUUAGACCACCAGCUACGGGAGUGCUAUCUGUGGUACGCGGAUUCCCUGCUGACCAAAGAGGAGGAGAACCAGGCCAUGUUCCCAUCCGAUGUUGAUGCAGGUGCGUUGGAGUUGCCAGAUUCUUCACUUCCCGCAGGAAAUGAGGGCGACCUUCCCACUGCGGAGAGCAUUUUGAAGGGCGCCACCGAGGAGGCGAGCGACGAAACGCUGGCCUUCGAAGCAUUCCAGAUUGCCUUUGCAUGCUACAGCAGCUUCUUGAGCAGUUGCACUCUGCAGGGUGCCGAGCUGGAGAAGGAAGUGCUCGACGCGUCGUACUGCCUAAUGCGCCUGGGUGACAUGCUCUUCACCAACAACCAGUUCAAGGAGGCUGCGGAGGAGUACGAGCGAGCCGUGGAGUUGCGCCGCAAGUACCAUUUGGGCGAACGCCACCUUGCGUCGCUAUACGUGUCGCUGGCGCAGUGUCAGAUGUUCAGCGGCAACUUGAGCGUCUCACUGGACACGUUCAACAUGGUCAAAGAGCUGAUUGGACGGCUUUUAGUGGGGGAGAUGGACGAGGCUGAACGCAAGCGUAUGCAAGACACCCUGGAGGAUGUCGACCUUCAGAUCAAUGACCUGCGUAAGCUUAUAGCCUCGCCUCCGGCACAAACAGCUCGUCCCGGCAGCCAGUGCGAGGCUGCAUCCCUAGUGCCACAGACUACGGACACAUUCGACGAGCGAAAACUAGACACCGCGUCAAAGUCUGCUGUGAUCAACAUUUCCGAGAAUACCACAGGAUCCAAACGCCGUAUCGACAUCUCGGGGAUGUACAAAUGA